Molecule: messenger RNA, 1612 nt
Organism: Cucurbita moschata (crookneck pumpkin)
Lineage: Eukaryota; Viridiplantae; Streptophyta; Magnoliopsida; Cucurbitales; Cucurbitaceae
Product: protein DETOXIFICATION 12-like
Exons: 8
Coding region: 1-1458 (485 amino acids)
Biological process (GO): xenobiotic detoxification by transmembrane export across the plasma membrane
Cellular component (GO): membrane
Molecular function (GO): xenobiotic transmembrane transporter activity; antiporter activity
Source: RefSeq, a predicted model, not a curated record
AUGGAGAACGGGAAGCAAGGCGCCGUGGAAGAGAUUUUGCUGCCGAAGCAGAAGGAAAGCAAUCUCUCGAGGGAAGCUUUUGUUGAAGAGGUGAAGAGAGUGGGAUUCUUGGCGGCGCCGAUGGUUGCCGUUACUUUGUCGCAGUUUUUGUUGCAGAUGGUGACGAUGAUGAUGGUCGGUCAUCUUGGAGAACUUGCUCUCUCCAGCAGCGCCGUAGCCAUUUCCAUUUCUGGAGUUACAGGCUUCAGUGUUCUCUUGGGUUUGUCCAGCGCCCUCGAAACUCUAUGUGGACAAGCUUAUGGAGCUCGGCAAUAUCAAAAACUUGGAACUCAGACCUACACUGCUAUAUUUUGCAUCUUCUUAUUUUCCAUUCCUAUAUCCCUAUCAUGGAUUUUCUUGGAAAAGCUACUUAUCUUCUUUGGUCAAGAUCCUCGGAUUUCGCACGAAGCUGGGAAGUUCAUUGUUUGGCUGAUUCCUGCGCUCUUUGCUUGUGCAUUUCUUCAACCAUUGGUGAGAUAUUUCCAGGCACAAAGUUUAGUAAUCCCCAUGGUCAUUUGUUCUUCUAUCACUCUCUCCUUCCACGUACCAUUUUGUUGGUUCAUGGUGUACAAGGCUGAACUCAGAAAUCUGGGAGGAGCAUUAGCUAUGAGUUUGUCAUAUUGGCUGAACGUGAUUUUGCUAGCAUUAUACAUGAUAUUUUCACCUAAGUGUGCGACAACCCGUGGAGUCAUUUCUAUGGAGAUGUUUCGAGGAAUUCAGGAGUUCUUUAGCUUGGCCAUUCCUUCUGCGGUGAUGGUUUGCCUCGAAUGGUGGUCAUUUGAGCUGCUUAUCUUACUUUCAGGGUUGUUACCGAAUCCGGAGCUUGAAACUUCAGUUUUAUCUGUUUGUCUCAAUACAAUUGCUACACUUUAUUCGAUACCAUAUGGACUUGGUGCUGCAGGAAGCACAAGAGUCUCCAAUGAACUAGGUGCUGGGAAUCCGCAAGCGGCUCGUCGGGCAACAAGCGUUGCUAUAUUCCUCGGCGUUGUGGAAACCUCAAUAUUGACAUCAACCCUUUUUGCUCUUCGUCGUGUCUUUGGUUAUGCUUUUAGCAAUGAGAAGGAUGUUGUGGAUUAUGUGGCCUCCAUGGCACCUCUGGUUUGCUUAUCCGUGAUAUUCGACAGUAUCCAGGGAGUCCUUUCAGGUGUUGCUAGAGGAUGUGGAUGGCAGCACAUUGGUGCUUAUGUAAACUUGGGGGCCUUCUAUCUUUGUGGGGUUCCAGUUGCUGCAAUUCUUGCUUUCUUGGUGCACCUGAGAGGAAGAGGCCUUUGGAUUGGUAUACAAACUGGGGCUUUUGUGCAAACGGCGUUGCUCUCCUUCAUUACCAGCCGGAUAAAUUGGGAAGAACAGGCAAGAAGGGCAGGUGAGAGGCUUUCUAUUUCCGAAGGCAGUUAUUCAGAAGAUUAUGGAUUUAUUUGAUCGGAGCAAACAGAUCGGAUUUCUAUCUUUUUUUUUUUUUUUUUUUUUUUUUUUUUUUUUUUUUUUUUUAAGCUAUGUAAGAGAUCUUGAGACCGUCCACUUUUUUGUGAAAAUUUUAGAACUUAUUAAACGAUUUUGAGUUGCAUGAUUCAAA